GAGAACAAGUGCACGGUUGGGGUUGGAAGACCAGAAAAUGAGUCUGAUCAGGGGACAGGUCCCUCCAACCCCUUACAGAUGGCCUUCACUUUGGAUUCUGUUCUUUCAGCUCUGCUUUCCUCAUGACUGGCUUACCCUUUCAGCAGCUAUGGAGGACAGGGUGCUGAAAGUGUGUCGAACUGGAGAAACGUGUGUGAUUGAGCUGAGAGGACGCGUUCCUGUCCUGGAGAAUGAUGACAUUCGCUGGGUACGAGACAAUUGGCAAAUUAGCAAAAAACAAACUAUAAUAGCCCCUCAGAACUAUAAGUAUAACAUGUUUAAAAAUGGCACGCUUCAAAUUUACGAUGGGCAAAUGGAAGACUCUGGGAAUUACUCUGUGAGUGUAUAUGAGAAACAAACUGGAAACCAAAAAAUAAUGCAGCUUACUAAGCUCACAUUCCUGAAGCCAGUGUCUGAUCUGAGGGUCACGACUCUCUGUGCCGAAAGAGGAAACAACUCUGUCACCUGUAGUGUUGGGAAUGGAGACAAUCUCCAUUUCCUGUGGAUGUGGAAUGGAACCAAUCAGAGCUUGGCAUCGCUGCAGUCAAACAAACACACCAUUCACUUUGAGGACCACACACCUGAAGAUCUUGUCUGUGUGGCAUUCAACGCUGUGAGCAGAAGCCAAGGAGCUGCCCCAGUGUGCCGAGGAUAUUUACCAACAUUCACAGCUGUGGGCAUUUUUCUAACCAUGGCUAUGUGCUCCAUGUUGAUGGGAACCGUGAGAAAGAAUAACAAAGCUAAUGUCACUGAGGAGAAUAUCUACAUUGAUAUGAGCGGCAUUAGACAAACCCGAAUACCUUUGGACUCUGGAAAUCCGCCUUCAGAAAGUUCAGAUUAUGAGUACUGCAAGCCUUUGGUUUCCACCCUGCCAACGUCAACGCCGUCUCAGGAACCAGGAUGACACAAUGACAGGACAGCGGGACAACAGAACGACAGGAGACACAAACAGUCUCUCAGAAGCUUGAAAUAAUUUUUCAGAAAAUGCUUAAGCAGCAUAAUAAAGUGUGUAAGCAAUAAUCAAUAAUCAAUAAUGACAUG
Molecule: messenger RNA, 1080 nt
Organism: Electrophorus electricus (electric eel)
Lineage: Eukaryota; Metazoa; Chordata; Actinopteri; Gymnotiformes; Gymnotidae
Product: T-cell surface antigen CD2-like
Cellular component (GO): membrane
Source: RefSeq, a predicted model, not a curated record